AUGGAGAGCAAAUUGAUUGUUGAAGACCAUAGAACUCAGUUCAAGGCUCAGCUUAGUGUUGUCUAUGCACAGAAUGAUGGACACAAGAGGAAAAGUUUAUGGAGGGAUCUGAGGCAGAUUAAUAUCUCAAGUCAGGAGGUAUGGCUAUUGAGUGGUGAUUUUAAUAAUGUUCUAUCAUCAGAGGAUAGAAUACGAUCUCCAGUUACUGCUGCUGAAGUAGCGGGAUUAAAAGGGAUAAUAGAUGAUCUGCAACUUACCCCUCUGAGGGCAAAAGGGUGGCAUUAUACUUGGACAAAUAAACAAGGAACUGGGAGUAGAGUGUAUAGCAAGAUAGACUGGGCACUAGGAAAUUAUCAGUGGAUUCAACAAUAUGGGCAUGUGGAAGCAGAUUAUAUGAAUCCAUCUGUAUCUGACCAUUCCCCUAUUCUUAUAAAGUGUGGCAGCCAGAAACUACUACAUCCUAAACCUUUCAAAUUAUACACAAAUGUUAUGGACCAUCCACAGUUUCAAAAUAUAGUUCAGCAAACAUGGCAAAAGAAGUAUGAAGGAGUAUCUAUGCAGAAAAUAUGGUGCAAACUAAAGAGUCUAAAAGAGCAGCUUAAGGAGAUUAAUGCUUAUAUGGCUUCCUACAAACAAAAACUUGAUCAGGCAAGAGAGAGAUUGGAUAUUGUGCAAAACCAGAUGAAGCAGAAUCUUUUGGCACAGUCACUUAUAAAUGAAGAGAAAGAAGCAAUAGGUGAAAUAGAAAAAUGGAGUAAAGUGGAGGAACAAGUACUGAGACAGAAAUCAAAGGCAAGCUGGAUUGAGUGUGGUGAUGCUAAUACUAAAUAA
This is a messenger RNA of Nicotiana attenuata, 831 nucleotides long. RefSeq lists its product as uncharacterized. The record is from RefSeq and is a predicted model, not a curated record. The coding region runs from base 1 to 831 and encodes 276 amino acids. The transcript is spliced from 2 exons. Lineage: Eukaryota; Viridiplantae; Streptophyta; Magnoliopsida; Solanales; Solanaceae.